UUCAAGAAACUAUCCAAAAACCAAGAAAACUCACCAGAAGAAAAAAAAAAUGGGCACAGAAAUAAUAGCCUAUCGUCCAGCAAUAGGAAAAAUCUACACUGAUCCACACACCUACAUUAAAUACCGUCUUGAAAAAGUAAUUGGAACUUCCGGUUUCGAUUUCGUUUACAAAGCUUCAUAUUACACACCAGAUUACUCUGAUAAUGGCAAUCUUCUUCCUUCUGGUUACGUUACUGUUAAGUAUCUUAGAGCUGGUGAAGAUAUUGUACGUAGUCUUUCACAAGAACAAACCCCGGUUCGCAAUUAUGUUAACGUUGAUGCAUGGUUUAUACGUAGGUUUAAUGAUGGAUUUUGUACUGCAUUGAAGUAUAUGUCUGAAGGGUCGAUAAGAUAUAUGUUAUCUACUAGGUUUCAUUACGGGUUGCCUGAAGAUUGUAUUGCUAUUGUUCUUAAAGAAGCGCUUGUGGGGUUGCAUGAUAUUCAUAAUUCUGGUCAAGUUCAUAGGACUUUUAGUGCUGAGAAUAUUUUUGUGAAUUUCGUUAAUUCGAAUGUGGAAAUUAAAUUGGCUUUUGCGGCAACUGCUUAUGAAUCGGAUCUUGAUUGUCCUACUGAGAUGAAUGUUGAAAUUGAUCAUGGACCACAUGUUGUUUCCACUUCGGUACCACCACUAUCGAUAAUUUCAGAAUGGGCUGCUGCACCAGAGGUAUACAAUGCAUUAUAUGAUAAUGCUGCUAAAGAUCAAGAAGAAGAUCAAAAUUGUCGCACUUUUAAAUCAGAUAUGUGGCUAGUGGGCAUAGCAGCACUGGAAUUAGCCUAUGGAAAUAUACGAGCAAACAGUCGCGCAGAAUUUGAUGCAAUGAUCAACAAGAUAAGGUUGUCGAAACGAUUGCCAAAUAAGUUAGAAUAUCUGCUUGAGGAGAUUAUGGCUGAAGAGGCUCAGAAAUUUGGGAAAAUGAAGGGAGUUGUUGAAUCAUUUUUUAAAGAUAAGCUGAAAUUAGGAAAAAAGAAAAGGGCGUUUUCGAAAGAAUUUGAGAAUGUUGUGUUGGAAUGUCUAAAUAAAAAAGCAGCAAAGAGGCCAACAAUUGAGAAGCUUUUGCAGAUGCCAUUUUUUCAGAAUGCUAAGGAUUUGAAGUGGUUUAAGAGAUGUGUGUUGCAUGCUAAAGGUCCAAUGCCUAUUGCUGAUUAUGGUUAUUAAUUGAAGACUUGGUGAUGAAGAUUUAGUGGAAUUGAUGAUCAAGAUCAGAGAUAUUAAAAAUGUAAAUAUAUUACGUACCCAGUUAUAGUCAUACUACAUACAUUUACGGUGACAACUGAGAAAUUUUUUCCAGCAUUCAGAUGUAGAGACAAAGGGCAUAUUACAUAGAAAAGAAAAAUAUACUUUCAUAGUAUUGAUAGAUUCUGUUUUUUGUGUGUGAAUUUUCUCUGAGUCGGAAACUAGUUAUUCUGUCGUUGGGUUUUUAUGUGACAAUUAUUUGAGGGAUGGUUUAAGCAGAAAUUAAUCUGUUUGGGAAGGGGAGCUAGUUUUCUUAGAAAAAGUUUUCAAAUGUUCAUAUGAUUUUUUUUUUCUUUUUAAAAUGGAAAUAAUGUCAAUUGCCAAGAUUAAGUCGUAAAUUCAGGAAAAAAUGGAAAUGGCAUAGUUGGAAUUUUCUAUACCCUGAAGACAUUUUAGUACUGAAAAGGGAAUUACAUUUAUUCUUCUUUUUUCCUUUUGAUGAGUCUGGACGUAUAUA
This is a messenger RNA of Lycium ferocissimum, 1730 nucleotides long. Its product is annotated as serine/threonine-protein kinase BLUS1-like. The record is from RefSeq and is a predicted model, not a curated record. The transcript is spliced from 2 exons. Gene Ontology annotation, molecular function: protein kinase activity; protein serine/threonine kinase activator activity; ATP binding. Gene Ontology annotation, biological process: protein phosphorylation. Bases 50 to 1195 code for a protein of 381 amino acids. Lineage: Eukaryota; Viridiplantae; Streptophyta; Magnoliopsida; Solanales; Solanaceae.